Nannochloropsis gaditana CCMP526 is the source of this 737-nucleotide messenger RNA. RefSeq lists its product as uncharacterized. The annotation marks the transcript as partial. The transcript has 4 exons. The record is from RefSeq and is a predicted model, not a curated record. Gene Ontology annotation, cellular component: thylakoid; chloroplast. Gene Ontology annotation, molecular function: peptidyl-prolyl cis-trans isomerase activity.
CGACAGGUACAAAAAGAAUGGUAAGAAGCUUGUCCAUAGCCCUGUCCGGGCUCUUCCUUCUCUUUGCUACCACCUGCAGCGCCUUUUCACCUCCCUCCCAGCAUGCGUCUCCGUCCACACGGGCACCCGCCCCUACCACUUCUACCCCGCCUCCCAUGGCCAUGGAAAGUGUCGGAAGGGCUGGGGCGGUGUUUGGACAGCUCGGUGGUGCGUUGGCAGCGUUGGGGGUGCUGGGUUUGCCGUCUCUUCCAGCCGUGGCGGCCCCGCGUCAGCUGGAGUACAUGCCGGGCAUCGAAGGUCGGGGAUACGGAAAGCCCCGCACAAAAUACCCGGAUUUCUCCCAGACCCCGUCCGGUCUUCAAUACAAGGACGUGCGGGAAGGGAAAGGAAACUCGCCCACGGUGGGGGACCGAGUGGUGAUGGAUUGGGAAGGGUACACGAUUGGCUACUACGGCCGCCCCUUCGAAGCGAAGGGGAAGACCAAAGGCGGGGCCUUCGACUCCGCCGACAAGGAAUAUCUCCGCUUCGUGCUGGGGAAAACGCCGAUGAUACCGGCCUUGGAAGAGGCCCUUCAAACCAUGAAGCCCGGGGGCAUCCGUCAGGUCAUCGUCCCUGCCGAGCUCGGUUACCCUGUCAAUGAUCCUGGCCACGAUAGGGUGGGGCCUAAACCCUCAACCUUCUCGGGGCAGCGGGCGCUGGACUUUGUCUUGACGAACCAGGGGCUGGUGGACAAGACG